Molecule: messenger RNA, 2719 nt
Organism: Phycodurus eques (leafy seadragon)
Lineage: Eukaryota; Metazoa; Chordata; Actinopteri; Syngnathiformes; Syngnathidae
Gene: trpc6a
Product: transient receptor potential cation channel, subfamily C, member 6a
Exons: 14
Coding region: 30-2645 (871 amino acids)
Biological process (GO): calcium ion transmembrane transport; manganese ion transport; regulation of cytosolic calcium ion concentration
Cellular component (GO): cation channel complex; membrane
Molecular function (GO): inositol 1,4,5 trisphosphate binding; protein binding; store-operated calcium channel activity
Source: RefSeq, a predicted model, not a curated record
CCGCUCAGUCCGUCUGAUCUCCUCCCGGGAUGAACCACAGACAGGCGGCGGGGACGGUAACCGCUCCGAGCACGGACAGCCCGCGGGCCAGAAGCCAAGACAACCUGCUGGCAUACGAUGACAUCCCAGAGGAUAGCCGAUGGUUUGGCCACAGCCAACUGUCGGCUCGUCUCAGCACCGUCAAGCGCCGCCAGGCGCUGCGGGGCCCGGCCCACAUGUUCACCGCACCGUCCGUGGGCCCCUCUGAGGUGGAGCAGCGCUUCCUGGAGGCGGCCGAAUACGGCAACAUCCCCGAGGUGCGCCGCAUGCUGCUGCACGUGCCCCACCUGAACGUCAACACGGUCAACUACAUGGGCCAAAACGCCCUGCAGCUGGCUGUGGCCAACGAGCACCUGGAGGUGACUGAGCUGCUCCUGGGGAGGCAAGACCUGGCUCGGGUGGGAGACGCCCUCCUGUUGGCCAUCAGUAAGGGUUACAUCCGCAUCACCGAAGCCCUGCUAGCACACCCUUCGUUCCGAGAUGCCCAUCGUCUGACGGCCAGCCCUGCUCAAGUGGACAUGCUGGAUGACUUUUACGCUUAUGACGAGGACGGGAGAAGGUUCUCCCACGAUGUGACUCCAGUGAUCCUGGCGGCACACUGCCAAGAAUACGAGAUCGUUCACACCCUGCUGAAUAAAGGGGCUCGCAUUGACCCGCCCCACGACUACUUCUGCUGCUGCAACUCGUGCAACUACCAGCAGCAGUUUGAUUCCUUCAGCCACUCGCGCUCCCGCAUCAAUGCCUACCGGGGACUGGCGAGUCCGGCCUACCUUUCCCUGUCCAGCGAGGAUCCGGUGCUGGCUGCCCUGGAGCUCAGCAACGAGCUGGCCAUGCUGGCCAAUAUUGAGAAGGAGUUUAAGAACGACUAUUGUCGCUUGUCCAGCCAGUGUAAGGACUUUGUGGUGGGCCUCCUGGACCUGUGCCGCAGCACUGAGGAGGUGGAGGCCAUACUGAACGGGGAAACCGACUGCGAAGAUAGCUACGACCCGCCCGGUCGCCCUUCUCUCACACGCCUUAAGUUAGCCAUCAAAUAUGAACUGAAAAAGUUUGUGGCCCAUCCCAACUGCCAGCAGCAGCUACUGAGUAUUUGGUAUGAGAAUCUACCUGGGCUCAGGCAACAGACCACCGCUAUCAAACUCCUGGUGGUCCUGGCAGUGGCGAUGGGGCUACCAGGGUUGGCUCUGGCCUACUGGAUUGCGCCGUGCAGUAGAGUGGGGCAGGUGAUGCGCAGCCCCUUCAUGAAGUUCGUGGCCCACGCCUCAUCUUUCACCAUCUUCCUGGGCCUGCUGAUACUGAACGCUGCAGACCGAUUUGGAGGGACCACGUUGUUGCCCAACAUGACCCACUACCAUGUACCAGAAACGUCCCGACUGGCCACGGACCCAAUGCUGCUCUACCGCAUGACCACAACGCCAUUCACUUGGAUGGAGAUCCUCAUCAUCUCGUGGGUUAUAGGUAUGAUCUGGGCCGAGGUGAAGGAGAUCUGGAGUCUGGGGCCUGGGGAAUACCUAGUGGAACCGUGGAACUUUCUAGACUUUGGUAUGCUGGCGAUAUUUCUGGCAUCUUUCAGUUGCCGCUUCUCUGCAUUGAGACACGCCAGCUAUGCUCAGACUUUCGUAAAUGCGCAUUACACCAACCUGACAAACGUCACACUGCCUCCAGAGAUACUCUACUUUACGCUGGCGAGGAUCCACUGGUUACCGUCGGACCCCCAGCUGGUCUCCGAGGGUCUUUACGCGGUGGCGGUGGUGCUAAGCUUCUCCCGAAUCGCGUAUAUCCUCCCAGCCAACGAGAGCUUCGGUCCUCUGCAGAUCUCCCUGGGCAGGACGGUGAAGGACAUUUUCAAAUUCAUGGUCAUCUUCCUUCUGGUGUUUCUGGCCUUCAUGAUCGGCAUGUUCAACCUGUACUCCUACUACCUGGGUGUCAAGCAGAACGACGCCUUCACCACCCUGGAGGAGAGCUUCAAGACACUGUUCUGGGCCAUAUUCGGACUGUCCGAAGUCCGCUCGGUGGUCAUCAACAACGGGCACAAAUUCAUCGAGAACAUCGGCUAUGUGCUUUACGGCGUUUACAACGUCACCAUGGUCAUUGUGCUGCUCAACAUGCUCAUCGCCAUGAUCAACAGCUCUUUCCAGGAGAUCGAGGACGAUGCCGAUGUAGAGUGGAAGUUCGCUCGGGCCAAACUCUGGUUCUCCUACUUUGAGGAGGGACGAACCUUACCGGUGCCUUUUAACCUGGUCCCCAGUCCCAAAUCUAUGAUGGGCCUGUCCAAAAGCGUCAAGUUUCUGGUGCUGCAGUAUGUGAGAAGACAGAGCGACGACAAACAUGAGACGCAACUUGACAAGAUGGGAGAAGGGAAAAAUUCAGCUUUCAGUGGUUCCACCCGUCCCUCCAGAUACCAGAAGAUCAUGAAGCGUCUGAUCAAGCGUUACAUCAUCAAAGCUCGAGCCGACCGGGAGAGCGACGAGAUCACGGAAGGCGAGUUGAAGGAAAUCAAGCAGGACAUCUCCAGUCUCCGCUACGAGCUUUUGGAGGAGAAGUCUCAGAACACAGAGACACUGGAUGAGCUGAUGAGGAGACUCGGCGAUAUCACCACAACAUCCUGAUUAUACUUUAUUUUUAUGAUUGUAAUUGAGUUUGUUUAUAUUUGUGCGUUUUGUAAAGACUUGUAUAAACAGCU